CCUCCCCCUCUCCGUCCCCCUCCCCCUCCUCAACUAUCAUCCAUCCCACAUCCAUCUUCAACAUCACCAAUCCCAUCAUCGCCCACUCACUCUAAACAAAGUCUUCCUUCCAUCAUGGAAGACCAAACCACCGCCCAAUUCAUCUCGGCACUAGCACAUCUACAACCUUCUCAUUCUCCCAUCACCGCCGAAGAGCUCGCCACUCUCGACGGCUGGUCCCACGAACAACUCAAGCACGAAGUUAUCCGUCUACGCAGAAUGCUAGGCGGAGGUAUCGGAAGUGUCCCAAACCAUCACCAGGCACAUAUCCACCACCACAAUCACCACGUCCCACAUCCCAACAACAUGGGUCCAGUCAACCCAGGUGUUGGUGUCGGCGUUGGGCCCAGCGUUGGGCAAAUGGCACCUGUACCCCAGGACAUGGGUUUGGAUCGUAUGGGGCAACAGCCAGAGCUUCUCCAUCACCUUCCCGCCUACGGCUACGUGCAUUCAAUGUCCCCCGUGAUGCAGCAACACACCCCAACCCAGUCACAUUCUUCCCUCGCACACCACGUACGCAAGCGCUCCUUCACUGAGGCCUUGUCACCCGCCGCCGCCGCAGCAGCAGCAGCAGCAGCAGCAGGCACUCCAACAGGUUCUACACGCGGAAAACGGUCAUCGCGACACGAUUCUGGAACCGGCAAGCGCGUUGAACGUGGGCGGCGUGUCGAGUUGCAACGCGCAAUUCGAGCAAAAAUGCGUUACAUGAUGGGCAUCGGACUCGACGAAGAUCUUCCUCCGCCCUCGGAAGGGGACGUUGGGACAGUCGGAUGGGUUCCAUCGUGGACAGCGGGCGUGGGCGACGCGCGCAAUGCCGAGUGGCUCGACCGCGUCGUUUCCGUGUUCAUCAAUGAGGCUACCAAUUUCCAUCAGUGGACCAAGGUACCUCCCGAGGACCUCGAGACCGAGACUGUAAAGGCGGCGGCUCGCACGGCCUUCCAGAAUUUUGCUAAGCGAUACUUGGCCGAGAUUGAUCCCAAGCAGGCCAAGAAGCAACAGAAAUAUGUCAAGAAUAGGAGGCGUUGGGCCCGCAAGGACCUGAAGCAAAAACGACGUGCCAAAGCAGCUCAGGAUCCCUCGUUCAUGGAUAUCCACCUUCCCCCGUCGGCCCUACACAUCGAUUAUAUGUCGAGCGAGUACUCGAGCCCGGGUGAGGAGAUGGACGACGAGGACGGUCUCGAUGGCCAGCGCAAGGGGUACUGGAUGGAGAUGCUGCAGGCUCGGUCACCCGAGGGCGCCAGCAACAGGAGUGGAAAGGGAGGGUGGGCGGAAGGCGUGAGCGAGAAAGUCCUAGAGGUGCGCUCGCCGACAUGGCGUUCGGACCGCCUAGCUCAAAUCUAUCGCCGACUAGACACCAUUUCUUCGGCGCAGGCUGCGAUGCGCGCGACACCAGCAGCGCUGCAGUCGUCGACGGGCAAGGCUGGGACUGGCACCCGGCUGGGUCACGUCGCGCCUUCUCAUCAGCGCUUCACCAUGCCGAGCGAGUUGAAACGCCGGGGCCACGCUCCUCGCGACCCAGGAGAGCCCUGGAUGUGGGCAAGUGGCCAGGUGGGUCACUGGCCCGAGCAUGGCAAGGACGGCUACAACGGGCGGACGCACGACGCUAUGUCGGCGGCUGUCCGCGCCGUCCAGCGUGGAGAUGGUAUGGACCCCAACAGCGUUGAGGCGAUAGUUGAGGGCUGGGGGGAUGUUUCAUAGAUGUGAUAGAAGGCUGUGUCUGAUUGCAGCCGCCGUGCAUGUCUGAAAUACUAGAGUUCGUGUGAUGCAUGUAUUCCUGUG
Molecule: messenger RNA, 1818 nt
Organism: Cutaneotrichosporon oleaginosum
Lineage: Eukaryota; Fungi; Basidiomycota; Tremellomycetes; Trichosporonales; Trichosporonaceae
Source: RefSeq, a predicted model, not a curated record